CCGCAAUAUAACAUCAAUGACGCUGAUUACCCGAAGCCUUUUGAACAGGACGGCAUCUGAAACUUCUACUAUUUUCAGACAAAAAAAAACUUUGUACAGUGGUAGGGAUAACGUCCUUGGUUUAUAAUGUUUAAAGGAAGGCAUGUUGAUAUAACUUGCGACAUCAACACAUAGUGGUUGGAGGAGAUAUGUUUGAUUGCACUGAUCACACUUGUAACACUUAACGUUAUCUAUAAAUUCAGGCUUAAAAAUUUCCAUGAUACUGAGAUUUAAAAAUCGAUUUAAUUUCGAUUUUAAUUCAUUGAGAUUGCAGACAAUCAAGGAGCUUUUAUCAACCCUCCUUGAGACGAUGCAAUACAUGGCAAACCCAGCAGGCAGCUUGGCUGAUGUUGGGUGACAACACAUAACGUUACAUGCAUUCACACUUCUCAUAUUUCCUAUCUUCGAUCUGGACAUGAAUGGUCAAUGUACAGGAAUCGACUUUUGAAACGCUGUGUGGCCUUCACUAGAUUUGUCGGAUCUCCGAUACUCGACUCAUGACGACACUUUAAUGCAUGAAUGAAUGACCCUUACAUUUUGCUUGACUACAUCUUUCGACCUUUGACCCCUCACCUGGUGUUAAGUUGUACACUCACCUGCCACCUGGCGUUCAUGUUAGUUAUUCCGUCUGUACCAGCGUUAACCGUACUACGAAAUAAGCAACGUUUGUCUUUUCGACAAUAGUGGCAUACUAGGGGAUUUUCUGCGGGCUAAAUGCUCAUUGUGAACAGCCGAGCAUGGCCGUGAUGACAGACGUGCACGAGGCAGCGGCGAUAGGGGAUAACGACACGCUGGAGGAGAUGGUGGACAGUGGGCGGGACAUUAACGUCAAGGACCCGGAGUGGGACGACAGGACUCCUCUACACUGGGCGGCUUACAAAGGCCACGGAGAGAGUGUCCGCUUGUUGCUAGACAGCGGUGCGAAGCCGUACAUGAGGACGACCACUGGCUGGACGCCGGCGCACUUUGCCGCGGAGAUGGGUCGUCUCAGCAUCCUCCGCGUCCUGCACUCCAUGAACGCACCGAUCGACAGAAAGGACCAGUUCGGAGACACGCCCCUCAGACUAGCAGAAAUCUACGGACAUAAAGAAUGCGUGACAUUCCUUCAGAGUGCCACACAGGAAGUUGCAGAAAAGAAUCGACAAGCAAUCAGGAAAGGGCUGUCCAUCAUUGAGGAAGACGACGAAGAAUGGAUGGCGACGCAGAAGAAAAAGGGCAAGAAUCAGAAUUCAAACUCCCCAGACGAUGAAAGGUCAUUGGACAGCUUUAGGAGAUAGCCUUCAGUUACUUGCUCUUCAAUCAUUACAAGGAAUUUUUUGUUGUAAAAUUAAUGGGUGUAUUUAUUUUAAGCUCUAUAUAUGUAAAGUAUGUUGAGCUCUAAGCAAUAUAUUAUAGAAGAAUUUAACUCCAAUGUAUUAGAAGUACCAAACGAAUUACAUGUAUCUUCUCUGCAUAUUACUGGAGAGGAUAUGGUGAUGAGAACAUACAGAAAGGCAAAAUGUACGGCAUUAGCCAACAAAUGCACUUUAACUUAUAUAUCCCGUGUUUGUUCCUAAAAUUGGUUAUGCAAUUACAUGAUGAUGAUGAAUUACAUUUAAAAAGUAUCAUGUAUAUGUAUGUAGUGCUAUGCCUAUGAAGAAGACCUAGUUAAGAAGCAUUGCGUGCCUCUGAGAAUACAUAUGUAUGUGUAGAUAUGCUUCUAUGUUUAUGAGGAUUGGGAGACAUAUAUUUCCCAAAGUCACCAGACAUCCAUGGAACAUUUUGCCUUCAUAUAAAUGUUUGUGUACAUACAUCUGUGUUAUCUGUAGUAAUGUGUUACUUUGUGGCCUCAUUUUCAUGAGGUGACUUAGGCAAACACCAACCCAGCAAUAUGUAUGCUGCUAGCAUUUCCUGUAUUUCUUGUCAAGUCUAACAAGUUCAUGGCCAUUGUCAA
This is a messenger RNA of Branchiostoma floridae (Florida lancelet), 1972 nucleotides long. Its product is annotated as ankyrin repeat domain-containing protein 66-like. Gene Ontology annotation, molecular function: protein binding. The transcript has 4 exons. The coding region runs from base 777 to 1316 and encodes 179 amino acids. NCBI's taxonomy places the organism in Eukaryota, Metazoa, Chordata, Leptocardii, Amphioxiformes, Branchiostomatidae. The record is from RefSeq and is a predicted model, not a curated record.